Molecule: messenger RNA, 2637 nt
Organism: Pistacia vera
Lineage: Eukaryota; Viridiplantae; Streptophyta; Magnoliopsida; Sapindales; Anacardiaceae
Product: exocyst complex component EXO84B-like
Exons: 7
Coding region: 194-2479 (761 amino acids)
Biological process (GO): intracellular protein localization; exocytosis; Golgi to plasma membrane transport
Cellular component (GO): exocyst
Source: RefSeq, a predicted model, not a curated record
AGAAAAGAAAAUUAUUGGAAGCAAAGAGAGUCGUGCUGUGCUUGCCCACGCCAACAACUCCUCUGUUCUUUCUACCAACAGCAACGACACCACCACCUCUCUCUCUCUCUCUCUCUCUCUAUAUUCUCGCUCAGAUCUACCUUGGAUUCUGAUCUUCAUCUUCGCCUGAUCCGCCGAUUGAUUUCACUGCAACAUGUCAGCAACCAAGACGGCUCGAUCGCGGGCGGCGCCGGCGAAGGAAAACGGCGCCGCCAAAGUCGAGGAAGGUUUGAACUUGUUCAAGUCGGACAAAUUCGAUGCCGAUGUCUAUGUCAAGUCUAAGUGCUCUCUCAAUGAAAAGGAAAUAAAGCAAUUAUGUUCGUAUCUUCUGGAUUUGAAGAAAGCUUCUGCUGAAGAAAUGCGUAGAAGUGUAUACGCUAAUUAUGCGGCCUUCAUUCGAACAUCAAAAGAGAUAUCAGAUUUAGAGGGGGAGCUUUCGUCCAUCAGAAACCUGUUAUCUACUCAAGCUACUUUAAUUCAUGGUUUAGCUGAGGGAGUUCACAUUGAUUCCUUAUCUGUCAAAGUUUCUGAUUCAAAUGGUGAUUUGUCAAAUCUUGAAAAUAGAGGAUCUUCUGACAUAGAAAAAUGGUCAGUAGAAUUCCCUGAUCUCCUUGACGUAUUGUUAGCUGAGAGGAGAGUCGAUGAAGCUCUUGCAGCUCUUGAUGAAGGAGAAAGAUUGGUUGCUGAAGCAAAGCAAAAUCAAACUUUGGACCCUGCUGUGAUUCAGUCUUUACAGAGUGUACAGAAUGCUAUCAUUGAACGCAGGCAAAGGUUAGCUGAUCAGCUUGCUGAAGCUGCUUGCCAACCUUCCACUCGUGGUGCUGAACUUCGUGCAGCCAUAUCAGCUCUUAAAAAGCUUGGUGAUGGCCCUCGUGCUCAUAGUUUACUACUCAAUGCACAUUACCAGAGAUAUCAGUAUAACAUGCAAAGCCUUCGUCCAUCAAACACCUCAUAUGGAGGAGCAUAUACUGCUGCCCUCUCACAGUUGGUAUUCUCCGCUAUUGCUCAAGCUGCUAGUGAUUCGUUGGCUAUUUUUGGUAAGGAGCGUGCUUAUACCUCUGAGCUUGUGAUGUGGGCUACAAAACAGACAGAAGCUUUUGCUCUUCUUGUAAAAAGACAUGCCUUAGCUUCUUCGGCGGCUGCUGGUGGAUUAAGAGCUGCCGCAGAGUGUGUUCAAAUAGCUUUAGGUCAUUGUUCUCUGUUGGAGGCUCGUGGCUUGGCUCUUUGUCCAGUGCUCUUAAAACUCUUUAGGCCUAGUGUUGAACAAGCAUUAGAUGCUAAUUUAAGACGAAUUGAGGAGAGCACUGCUGCUUUGGCAGCUGCUGAUGAUUGGGUGCUCACCUUGCAUCCAACAGGUACGCGUCAAUCUGGAAGGUCUUCCACUGGAUCCCUUGGUAGUGCAGUGCAACAUAAGCUUACUAGUAGUGCUCAUCGGUUCAAUUUGAUGGUCCAGGAUUUCUUUGAGGAUGUAGGACCACUUUUAAGUAUGCAGUUGGGAGGUCAAACGUUGGAAGGCCUAUUCCAUGUAUUUAACUCGUAUGUGAGCAUGCUUAUUAAGGCAUUACCUGGAUCAAUGGAAGAAGAAGCAAAUUUUGAAGGUUCAGGAAAUAAAAUUGUGCGAAUGGCUGAAACUGAAGAUCAGCAGAUUGCGUUAUAUGCCAAUGCAUCAGUACUAGCAGAUGAACUAUUACCACGUGCAGCCAUGAAACUCUCCCCUCUGCAUCAAGCAAAUUACAGGGAUGACACUCAUAGAAGAACUUCAGACAGGCAAAAUCGUCACCCUGAGCAACGAGAAUGGAAGAGGCGGCUUGUGAACUCAGUGGAUAGAUUAAAAGAUACUUUCUGUCGACAGCAUGCUCUAGAUCUCAUUUUUACCGAAGAUGGUGAUAGCCAUCUCAGUGCUGACAUGUAUAUAAACAUGGAUGGAAAUGUGGAUGAAUUGGAAUGGUUUCCAUCUCCAAUAUUCCAGGAACUUUAUGUAAAACUAAACAGGAUGGCUAGUAUAGCAGCAGAUAUGUUUGUAGGAAGGGAAAGAUUUGCAACGCUACUAUUGAUGAGACUGACAGACACUGUCAUCUUAUGGCUUUCAAAUGACCAAAGCUUUUGGGAUGAUAUUGAGGAAGGGCCAAGGCCUUUAGGACCUCUUGGUCUUCAACAAUUCUGUCUCGAUAUGAAGUUUGUCAUAUGCUUUGCUUCUCAAGGUCGCUACUUGUCGCGGAAUUUGCAUAGAGUUGUCAAUGAGAUCAUAUCUAAAGCCAUUGCAGCAUUUGCUGCUACAGGCAUGGACCCCUAUAGUGUGCUGCCAGAAGAUGAUUGGUUUAAUGACAUUUGCCAAGAAGCAAUGGAAAGGUUAAGUGGAAAGCCCAAGGAGCUUAACAGCCCAACUGCCUCUGUCUCAGCACAGUCGAUUUCAUCCGUAAGAUCCCAUGGGAGUUCCUAAUUCAUGUAUAUUUCUCUGUAUAUUAGACAGCCGACAGUCUGCCAUUGAUUUGCAAGUGAGUCAUUGUAUUCAUAUUAGGACACCUUUUUCUUUUUUCCUUUUCUUAGGGUUCAAAUUUCUUUCUUUUUUUUCCACACUUCUCAAAUUUUAAAGCAUCA